Molecule: messenger RNA, 1322 nt
Organism: Panicum virgatum (switchgrass)
Lineage: Eukaryota; Viridiplantae; Streptophyta; Magnoliopsida; Poales; Poaceae
Exons: 2
Coding region: 233-934 (233 amino acids)
Molecular function (GO): protein binding
Source: RefSeq, a predicted model, not a curated record
UGCGCCCGAAUCCAAACCCAACGCUCGCCCCCACGUACAGAUCGCACCCGAGCCAACCAAGCCAACACGAUCAUCGACCGCCUGAUCCACACGGGAUAUACACAUCACCAGGAGCCAGCACCCGGCCUGCAUCCCGACCAAAGCCAAGUACGCUACCACCACUGCUGCACCGCACCGACCGAGGGUGCAACGACAGCAGCAGCCGAAGAGCCGAGCGUGUAGCAGCUAGCAGAUGGUGUCCCUGCAGUCGGCGCUCCUACCGGAGGCCAGCAAGCGGCCGCCGUGCCUCUCCCUCGUGGGCAGCGCCGCCGUCGCCUCCACCGCCACCAGCAAGAAGCGGAAGCGGGACGGCGGCGGCGACGACGACCGCGACAACAGCCGCGGCGAGGUCGUGGACGGGAUCGAGCUCAAUUUCGACGCCGCGCCGCUGCCCCCCGAGUGGCAACGCUGCCUCGACAUCAAGUCGGGGCAGAUCCACUACUACAACACGAGGACGCAGAAGCGGACGUGGAAGGACCCCAGAGGCGAGCCGGACUACCGCGCCGCGCCGGCCGCCGCCGACGACGAGGAGGAGGACUCCGCGAAUUGCGCGCCGCCGGGGCUGGACCUGGAGCUGAACCUUACGUUCUCGCCGCGCCCGGCGCCCGCCCACCAGGAAAAGAAGAAGCCCAAGCCUGCCGCGCCGCCGCCGCAACCACCACCAGCAGCAGCAGUAGAGAGCCGUCGUCGUCAGCCCGCGGAGGCCGCCGCCGAGGACAGCCGGGAGAUGGUGGCGGCGGUGUGCGUGCGCUGCCACAUGCUGGUGAUGAUGUGCCGCGCCAGCCCCGCGUGCCCCAACUGCAAGUUCCUGCACACGCCGAGCCGCGCCGCGCCGCCGCCCGAGCCGGCGGCGCCCCUCAAGCUCGGCCUCCAGCUGCUCUGCUGCAGGGACUAGCACGAUCGGCCAACCAGACGGCCCCACCGACCGAGAGAGACGGUUCCAUCCCGUGCUUCUCGAUCGGCGCGCGUGCACGAGCUCCCUAGCUAGUAUGCCGCACGUGUACACGUAGCCACCUGAAUGUGCAAGUGCCAGGAUGCAAAGGAUGGAGCAGUAGUAACUAAAGGCCACUGUGAUGCUCGUAACUACUAUUACACUAGAUGAUGGGUACGUAAUCAAACAGGGUGGAGUUGAUCUCGAUCGUCCGGUGGGUAGUAGCACGGUCAGCUCGUCAGCCGGCCGGGGUACUCCGAUCCAUGGCGACGAGAUGAUUCAUGGUGAUGUAGAUAUAAUUGCAUAUAAAUGUAGCUCGGAACUUUCGGUACCUGUCACUUGCCCCCCUGCA